CAUAAAGGUAUCUUUUUUGUUAUUCGCCAACACAUAUCUUAACGAGUGAAGAGGCAAAAAAAAAUCUCUCAAGAGGGUCGAAGGACACAUGGCAGGCUCUUAGUGAGUAAAACCUUAAACUACUCAUUUCACAAUUGCUUGGCUGUGUAUAGUGCACGUGGCAUUCCCGUGUUUGCCUUUUCUUUCGCCACAAAAAUAUCCAAAUAUCUUCCGCCAUUAUAAAACAACAAGUUCUCUCACUCCAACUUUUUUAUCAACUACAAACUUAAAUCCACCUGAAUUAGAAAAUAAAAAGAGAGAGAAAUUAAUAUUAUAUCAGACCAACAAAAAAAACACAGAUCUUUUAGUUACUACUUUUUUUUAUAACCUUAUCCAAAAAAAAUUCAAACAGAGUAUAGAUCAAUGAGCUCAUUUUCUGCUUUCUCUGAAAUGUUUGGCUCCGACUACGAGUCUUCGGUUUCCUCAGGCGGUGAUUAUAGUCCGACGCUGGCGACGAGCUGCCCCAAGAAACCGGCGGGUCGUAAGAAGUUUCGUGAGACUCGUCACCCAAUUUACAGAGGAGUUCGUCGGAGAAACUCCGGUAAGUGGGUGUGUGAGUUGAGAGAGCCAAACAAAAAAACGAGGAUUUGGCUCGGGACUUUCCAAACCGCUGAGAUGGCAGCUCGUGCUCACGAUGUCGCCGCCAUAGCCCUCCGUGGCCGAUCCGCCUGUCUCAAUUUCGCUGACUCUGCUUGGCGGCUACGAAUCCCGGAAUCGACUUGCGCCAAGGAAAUCCAAAAGGCGGCGGCUGAAGCUGCGUUGGCGUUUCAAGAUGAGAUGUGUGAUAUAACGACAACGGAUCAUGGCUUCGACAUGGAGGAGACGUUAGUGGAGGCUUUUGUGACGGCGGAACAGAGCGAAGAAUCGAUUUAUAUAGACGAGGAGGCAAUGUUUGGGAUGCCGAGUUUGUUGGCUAAUAUGGCGGAAGGGAUGCUUUUGCCGCUGCCGUCAGUACAAUGGAAUCAUAAUUACGAUGUCGACGGCGAUGAUGACUUAUCGUUAUGGAGUUAUUAAAAACCUAUGUUUAUUUCCAUUUUUCUAAGAUCCUUUUCUAUAAUGGUUUCUUCAUUUUUUUUCUUAUAACAGAUUAAUGAGUGUAAAGGAUUCAGUAAGUGUGGAUUUUUCUUAAAUGCAAGUAUUUUUAAGUUCAAUAUAUAAGCAACAAAAAAGUUGCUUCUUAUAAUAAUAAUAAUAAAAAAAAGAGGUUCAUCAACAAUAGGAACAGAGAGGAUAGGAAUGUCAUUAAAAUAAUGACGGAAACAUUUGUCUUAAAAACAAAAAAUCAGAUACAUAAAUAAUUAAAUAAUUAAACAACCUCUCUCGAGUUCCAACCGUAAAAAAAAUUAAUAAUAAUUCUAGAUCGAGGCUGGAUCGCGGUGGCUUCCUCAGCAUCGGCUCCAGCCUCUCCUUUUAGCUUUAAUCUCGUCUUUGCUUCUAGUUUCUUUGUUGGUAUGGCUUUGAUUGGAGGUACGGUUUGCCGGUUUUUUGCCGGGUUUUGGAAUUAGAUGUGGCUUGCGAUGGUUGGGUUCGCCCUUUGUUGGAGUGUCUCCAGUCGUGGCCGCCUCCUGGUUUCCCCGUUAUGGCCAAUUGUUUCUCGGUGAGGUCGUUUCUCUUCUUUCAUGGUGAUUGCGGUGGUUAGAUUGAGUUUUUGCGUUUAUCCGGUUGCUAGGAUUGUGUAGUUGGUUAGUUUGCAGAACUUUUGGCUUGCGUCUGGGGGGUCUCUUGGGUUGUUUCGAGUUUCGAUUUUGGAUUUGUGGAAGCGGUAGUUGCGGGAAGAUUUGGGUUUUGUGGUUACGGAGAAGAUGUUAGUAAUUCCGGUUCUGGUAGAUCUACGGUGUGGCUCGAUUAAUAAGGUAUCUUCUUUGCUUGAUCCUACCCUUGUUCUGUUCCCGUUCUUGUGCAUCUCAUCGUUUUGAAGCCGUUAGUGUUGCCUGGCUGUGUUUGCGUUUUAUCCGCCCAGCCUUUGCAUCUCCUCUCCUCGGUCUACUCGCCCAGCCUUUGAUUCCCAUAAGGCGCGAUCCCUUUCUAAGCAUAGGCUUCACAUUGUUUGUUGAUAUGUUAGUCUUCAAGGUUUGCAUUUGGCGCUUCUCAUUGUUGUGGUUCGUUGUGGUUGUUAGUUGUCUCGUUCCAGCUCAGUUGAGUUUGGUUUUUCGAGAGGUUAGGCUACGCUCCUUGUCCUUGCGUUGUAGGUCCGGUUUGACCUGAUCGCGUUUUGAAGGCAUCUACCUAGACGAUAAAAGGACGCUGAGUCAUCGUCGUCGCAUCCGGAAGUGUGUUCGAGUCUUUGCUUGCCGGGUUAUGAUAGCUUUGGUUCUAGUUUCGAGAGAUCGGCUCUCAUUUUGAUAGGAGGUGGUUGAUGUUAUCUUUGGAUUGGCUUUGGGCGUCCUUGGUAAGUCUUUUCUACAAGUGCUUCAGGAGAAGAGUUCUUGCUUCUUGAGACUAGUAUGUUUCUUAAGGUUUUAGCCUAGUUGUUUAUGUUUUUAGUUUAAGGGUUCGUCCUCUUUCGUUUUGCUUUGAGUUUUUCUGUUUUAUGGUUAUAGUACUUCUGUUUCCCUUUUAUAGGGCUUAGACUCCGGGGAUUUCUCGUUUUUCCUCCGGCUAUUGACUCUGAAGACUUCUACUGCGUCUGUCGGCUUUAGUUUCCCUCUUUUGGGUUUUAGUUUCCCUCGUUUGGAUUGUGUAUCCAACAAGUUUAUCAAUAAUAAAAUUAGUUGACAAAAAAAA
Arabidopsis lyrata subsp. lyrata is the source of this 2763-nucleotide messenger RNA. RefSeq names its product dehydration-responsive element-binding protein 1A. The record is from RefSeq and is a predicted model, not a curated record. Gene Ontology annotation, biological process: regulation of DNA-templated transcription. Gene Ontology annotation, molecular function: DNA-binding transcription factor activity; DNA binding. Lineage: Eukaryota; Viridiplantae; Streptophyta; Magnoliopsida; Brassicales; Brassicaceae.